Molecule: messenger RNA, 824 nt
Organism: Amaranthus tricolor (Joseph's coat)
Lineage: Eukaryota; Viridiplantae; Streptophyta; Magnoliopsida; Caryophyllales; Amaranthaceae
Product: MADS-box transcription factor 23-like
Exons: 7
Coding region: 102-824 (240 amino acids)
Biological process (GO): positive regulation of transcription by RNA polymerase II
Cellular component (GO): nucleus
Molecular function (GO): DNA-binding transcription factor activity, RNA polymerase II-specific; protein dimerization activity; RNA polymerase II cis-regulatory region sequence-specific DNA binding
Source: RefSeq, a predicted model, not a curated record
UCUCUCUUUCCUUAGAGAGAAAAUAAAGAGAGAAAAAAAUAAAAAAAAAUUUAAAAUCAAAAAAAAAAAUCUUAAUUUUCUAUUUUUAGUGUGUUUUUAGCAUGGGAAGAGGAAAGAUCGAAAUCAAGAAAAUAGAGAAUGUAAAUAGUCGUCAAGUUACAUUCUCAAAACGAAGAGGAGGGUUGAUGAAAAAGGCUAAAGAACUUUCUGUAUUAUGUGCUUGUGACAUUGGUGUAAUUAUAUAUUCUAAUACAGGGAAAAAGUAUGAAUACACAAAUUUAAAUAGCAUGGAUAAAAUCCUUGAUAGAUAUAAUAAGGACAUAGCGGCAGCACCAGCAAGUUCUUCUAAUGCAAUUGUUGAAUUGCAACAGAAUCCACAAUCUGAGGCAGCUGUUAUUAGAGAAGAACUUGCCAAACUACGAUCUAAAUACCAGCAAAUGCAUGGGAAAGGAUUGGAGGGCUUGGAUUGUAGAGACCUUCAACAAUUGGAGCAACAGCUUUACGAAGGUUUAAGUUCAGUCAGAGAUAAGAAGGAACGCUUAUUAAUAGAGCAAUAUGAGAAAUCAAAAUUCCAGAUGGAGGAACUUAAGCAAAGCUUGAAGUCGUCUUGCAGUGCUGACUCUAACUCUUGGAAAAGAAAGCGCAUUCUAUUGCCUGAUGAAGGUUGUCUCAUAGACAAAGAGGCUGAGUCUGAAAAUUUUCUGCGUUUAGGAUUGUUCACAACUGGUUGCUGUGUGGAUCUAAUUCCAAAGACAGAAAGCAACUCAAAUGAAUCAACAGCACAAAUUGAAAUGGCAAUGGAUGCUCCAUUAAGUAGUCAUUAA